AUGUAUAGAAAAGGAGUUAAAGGUAUUCAAACACAGAUCAAAAGAGAGUCUAAGUCUUUUGAAGCAAUCCAACAAGGGAGUGUGAUUGCUGUACUCAAUACAUUAGGCUUUGUUAUUACUGAAGUAUUUUUUAAAGGUCAACCACUAAGUUUUGGAAAAAAAAUUGAUAAAUAUGUUGAUGAACAGUUUCAAACAGAAAUUGUUGCUGAUAUGUCUCUUAAUCAAAUAAAGUCAUUAAAAAGAAGAAGAGAUUUAAAUCGUGCUGCUUUAUCAUUUAAUUGGUUAGUUGAAUAUCUAGAACAGUUAGGAUAUACUGUUCAAAGAAGACCAACUAAAAGUGCAAAGAAAACAUUACAAAUGGAGAAAGUUAGUAAGAUAUCAGAAAAGAAUGGUUAUAUUAUAACUUUAGCAGAAAUGCAAACUAUUGGAAAAGAAGUUAAUUCAUAUGUAAUUUCUCAAUUCAUUAAAUUAGAGAAAACAACAAUCUUAAGAGAAUAUCAUCCUUUAUGUUUUGAUUUAUUACAUUAUUCUAGUCUUAAUAAAAAUAAUUCUAUUCAUUAUUGUUCUUUCUCAAAUAAUGAAAUAAAACACCAACAUAAUGCUAAAAUUGAAAAUGAAAACUCUUCUGAUACUAUUACUUUAGAUGAGUGUAUUUCAACGCCAAAAUCAUUGUAA
Entamoeba nuttalli P19 is the source of this 675-nucleotide messenger RNA. RefSeq lists its product as hypothetical. Bases 1 to 675 code for a protein of 224 amino acids. The transcript has 2 exons. Lineage: Eukaryota; Evosea; Mastigamoebida; Endamoebidae. The record is from RefSeq and is a predicted model, not a curated record.